This is a messenger RNA of Xiphophorus maculatus (southern platyfish), 970 nucleotides long. Its product is annotated as C-factor-like. NCBI's taxonomy places the organism in Eukaryota, Metazoa, Chordata, Actinopteri, Cyprinodontiformes, Poeciliidae. Bases 55 to 843 code for a protein of 262 amino acids. The record is from RefSeq and is a predicted model, not a curated record. The transcript is spliced from 7 exons.
UAUACUUAUUGACUAACUGUACAGGCAGACGGCUCUGAGGGCUUGACUGCCAACAUGUCAGUGAAUCUGAAGGGCAACAUUUUGGUAACUGGGACCAACAGGGGCAUUGGUUUGGAGUUGGUGAAACAGCUAGCUGAGAAGACCGGACCAGAAACCCAGAUUUACGCCAGCUGCAGAGAUCCUGAAGGAACGAGGGCCGAGGCUCUGAGGAACGUGGCCAAUCGGUUUCCUGGAAAAAUCACUCCAAUCAAAUUUGAUACAGCAGAUGAAGACAGCAUCUCAGCUGCCUUCCAGGCUGUGAGCCAGAAGCUCGGAGCUGCUGGGCUGAAUCUUCUCAUCAAUAAUGCUGCUAUCAACAAACCGUCAGCCCCAGGAUCACUGUCAGCCACCAGGAAACAGGACAUGAUGGAAGUGUACGAAACCAAUGUUGCUGGACCAUUUAUCCUCACAAAGGUGUUUCUUCCACUCCUCCAGAAAGCUGCAAACACAAGGGACGAAGGUGAUGACAUGUCCUGCAGAAGGUCAGCCAUCAUAAACAUGUCCACUGUUUUCGCAUCUGUGAAGAAGUGUCCUGAGACCUUCCAUAUGGCCCAGAUGUACCCCUACAGGACCAGCAAGGCAGCCCUGAACAUGCUGACUUGCUGUCAAGCUGAAGACUUCAGGCGCCAUGGCAUCUUGGUGACGGCCAUCCACCCAGGCUGGGUCCAAACGGAGAUGGGUGGAGAACAGGCUCCUCUGAUGCCCCAGGAUAGCGUAGCUGGAAUGCUGCGUGUCAUGUCAACACUGAGCAACAAACACUCUGGCCUCCUUCUGGACUGGGAGGGCAACACAAUCCCCUGGUAGAAACCAUUGUGAGGACCACCAGCAUUAACAAAAAAUAACUUCAUAAUAACAAUGUUUGUGUUUUUGCCACUUUUGUCUGUAUUGUGAAAGUAAGCACUGAACAACUUUCAAUAAAGCCAUAAACUAA